Molecule: messenger RNA, 1424 nt
Organism: Amphibalanus amphitrite
Lineage: Eukaryota; Metazoa; Arthropoda; Thecostraca; Balanomorpha; Balanidae
Product: mannose-P-dolichol utilization defect 1 protein homolog
Exons: 6
Coding region: 105-890 (261 amino acids)
Biological process (GO): oligosaccharide biosynthetic process
Source: RefSeq, a predicted model, not a curated record
GACUGGCGCACCAUUUUCUGUAAGGCCGGCCACGUAAACUGUAAACUUUUAUAAAUUCAAGUAUUUACCGGUCGUUCAACAUCGAAAGAUUAUCUCCUACAAACAUGGAUCAAGCUAAGGAGGUGUUCGAGAAACUGGCACUGCUAGUUACCACUCCUGACUGCUAUGAUGAAUUUUUCAACAAGAUGAACUUUAUGCAUGUGCCAUGUCUGAAGUCAACACUAAGCAAAGGACUGGGGCUUGGAAUAGUUGCUGGAUCUUCCCUGGUGAAAGUCCCCCAGGUGCUGAAGAUCCUCAUGAACAAGAGUGCUGAGGGCAUCAGCAUCUAUGGCGUACUGAUGGAGCUGUUUGCUGUGACGGCCGCCACUGCCUACUGCUUUGUACAGCAGUAUCCGUUCAGCGCGUACGGCGAGGGCGUGUUCCUGAUCCUGCAGACGGCGCUGAUCGCUGCGCUGGUCCUGCUCUUCUCUGGUCAGCGGGUACUGACGUUCCUCUUCUGCGCGCUCUACCCGGCCGCGCUCUACUACCUGGUGGCCGGCUUCGCGCCCAUGGACGUCCUAUGGGCACUGCAGUCGGCCAACGUGCCCAUCAUCGUGGCCGCUAAGCUGAUCCAGGUGGUAACCAACUACCGCGCCGGCUCGACGGGCCAGCUCUCUGCCAUCACGGUGAUGCUGCUGUUCCUCGGCUCCCUGGCGCGCAUCUUCACGUCGGUCCAGGAGACCGGCGACACCACGCUCAUCGUCACCUUCAUAGCCACGUCCUUCGUCAACGGACUGCUGGCCGCCCAGGUUGUCUACUACUGGAACGCCCAGCCCGCCGGCGCAAAGCCAGCCGCUGGUAAAAACGCCGCCAAGAAGAAGGCCGGCAAAAAGGCCAAGAAGACGGACUGAUGCGGCCGAUUAGGAACCUCUAGGUGCACUUUGUGAGGUGCUUUUAGUGGGCGAUUUGACUGAUUGAGACUAGAGAUUCCAUGACUGGUUGGGUGAGCCUGAUGCCGAGCGUGUUUGUACACCAAAGUGCAGAUGAUUCAGAUGUGGUGGUUAUAUUUACACUUUGUUACGAGUGUAUCCGGGAAUGAAUGUCUUAGAUUGGUCGGGGUGGUUAUGUGUGUUCCGUGUGAGAACAUGGUACAAACGUAUUGCGCACUAUGCAAUGCAUUGUCUAUCCAUCGCUGCACCAGGGGUAUCAGAAAUUAUGAACUCUGAUUCUUCUGUCCACCUUCUCGGCACAUGCAUCCACUGCCAUUACGGCCGCGGAGGGUUUCAACUGCAGCCUAGGGCCGCAGCUCAACGAAUGGUGACGGCUGAUUAUUGUUUCCAUAAAUCACUGAGUACCUAUUAUUGUUGUGAUUUCGCGGUAUCCGUCUAUGCAUACUCGCAUUUACUGUUGGGUCUCUUGCUCAAAUACAAUCCAAAGAAAUGGUU